This is a messenger RNA of Amphimedon queenslandica, 2985 nucleotides long. Its product is annotated as myotubularin-related protein 13-like. NCBI's taxonomy places the organism in Eukaryota, Metazoa, Porifera, Demospongiae, Haplosclerida, Niphatidae. Gene Ontology annotation, cellular component: membrane; cytoplasm. The annotation marks the transcript as partial. The record is from RefSeq and is a predicted model, not a curated record. Gene Ontology annotation, molecular function: guanyl-nucleotide exchange factor activity. The transcript has 11 exons.
UGUCCCCCUACUGUUCAGUUUGGUGGCGUGUUUAAAUCAGAGACCAAGUCCCUCCCACUUGAGAAUAACAUACCAAUCAAGAGGUUUCCAUAUCUUGAUGAGGAGAGCAUUACCAAGCAGUGUGCUGAUCUUGAGUUGAAGUGGAAAGGAGCUGAAGAAGCUAAAAUGGAGGAUGCAAUGAGUAAUGUCCCUUUGACUGAACAGGAUUUCAUUCCAAUGCUCUCGACUCACAGACGAGUCUCAAACUCUCUAAUGAGAGAUGUUGAGCUACUCCACAAGUUUCUUGAUGCUCUCUUCAGCUCUCGGAUCCUCGAGGCUCGGAAGUACUUUCCCUCUGUUACCAUGUCCCUUCGUCAGAGAGUGACUACGCCUAUUUUUAUUCCGGAGCUUGUGAAUAAGUUAAUGAGGAACGGGGCUUACCUCUCACCGGAUCAGUUUGAGGUGAUGGUCCGUUUGGUUAAUUGUGCACUCGUUGAUGAGAAGAUAGCAAUGCAGAUACUACCAUUGACAUCUGUGUUCUAUCAGGAGAUACAACCAGGAGUCAAUCAAUAUCUGUACUCCUGCAUACAGUCUCAUAGACUCUGGCAGAGCACGAGGUUUUGGUGUCAUUCACUGUAUAGUGCAAUACAGGCUGAACUGGUCAGACUCUACGCUGACGUACCUUUCAAGAAAGAGAAACCAAAGUCUAUUGAAGAGGAAGAUGAAGACCUUGAUGUAUCUGGUGAGAGAGAAGAUGAGUUUGAUAAUGUAGAGAUGUCGCUAGGUGAGGUGACCCUUAGACACCGGCAGAGGGUGAGGAGUGUGUCUCCCUCUCGUGCCCGUAACACAGCAAGGAACGUAGUCAUGAGCAAGAGUGCAAGGAUGAGGAUAAGAGCAUGCACUACUCUACCAGGUGCUUCUGAGGGUGUCCUCCCUCCUGAUUCUAAACCAGUUACUUCUUAUGAGGCACUCCAUCAUCUGGCUAAGAGGUUGUGUGUUUGGCCUUCAUUGGAUAACAGUGAGAAAGAGAACUUUUCACUACAAGAAGAGAAUGCUAUAAGGAAUCAAGUUAUAUUAUUCAUCAGUCGUCUCAUUAACAUCAGAACUCCUAUUGAUUUUAUGGGAGGUGAGGCUGAGAUGAAGCAGUUUUCUGAUGAUCUGAAGAAUUUCAUUGACAAAUUUAUUGGCCCAGAGCUAAAAGAGACUCAGAAACAGCGAGGGAGGACAAGAGUCUCCUCACAAGAAUUAGAAUUAAGCAUCACAAAGCAAGGCGUGGCCCCGACACAGAUAAAGUUACUCUCUGAUCUGUCCCAGUCCCCUUACUGUAUCGAGUAUGAUAGACUGGGUCUGGGGAGUUUGAAUUUUAGUGUGUCUAAGAGCCGGGGGCAGUGGAGAUUGAGUACAAUUAAUAAAUCAUUCACUUUGUGCGAAACUUAUCCUGCAGUUUGGGUCGUUCCUUAUAAAUUCAGCGAUGAGUCUAUUACAAGGAUACUCCCUCAUUUCCAGCAGGGGCGGGUCCCCAUCGUAACCUGGAAGCACCCUCGUACCAAAGCAAUCCUCCUUCGCUCCGCCUCCUUUAAGAACCCUGUGUCGCAGGGGAAGAGCAGGAGAGUCAUUCUUACUAAACAUGGCAGCUCUGAGAAGAUAUCAGACUCUGACCUGUUAGGCAUUCAAAGUGCAGAUAUUGAGUCCUUUAUUAGUGUCAUUGUCAGCUCUUGUCCUAAAGUAUUGGAUAGAGGAGAAGGUGAAGAUGUUACCUACUGGUCCGGCAGUUUCUCACAUGACAUCUCUAUGCCUCCGACUAGCCUGAGGUUUGAUCGCGAGUCUGACCCGUCCACCUCUUCUUUACUACUGGCAGCGUUACCCCCACAGUCACCUCAGUCACCCUCCCCUCACUCACCUGUACCACAAUCACCUCACUCCCCAGUGCCUAAGAGAAGAAUGAGCACCAGUAGUAAUAACUUUGAGCCGCCCACAGGAGGAGGAGGGGGAGGGAGAGAGGGUCGGUAUAGGAACUCACUCUAUGCCUCUUUGGAUAGUUCUGAUCCGUCUCAAAUCUUAGACUGGGAGAGUGGCAGCUUCCGGUAUAGUGUUUCAUAUCACGAAGAUGGAGCUGAGUCAGGACAGCCUCUUACUCUCUCAUCCGUAAGGAAUCAAUCUGACGAACCAGUUUCCCUAAUGCCACUGACCAGUAUACCAUCACUGUAUCGGGACAGUGUUGAAGAGGAGGAGCUUUACAGAGGAGAUAGGGAGGGAGGGAGUGAUGAUGUAAGCAUACCAUUUGACUCACCUGAUCUUGGAGGAGGGGAUGAGCUAAUGGAGACUGAUGAGCUCUAUCCUCUGCCUUCCUUUAGAGAAGGAUCAGGUGGGAAGGGCAGCAAGAAACUAAAGAGAAGGAGUGCUCUUGUUAACUUUGCUUCAAUACCCACUAACCCACGGGAUUGGGUCGUUAUGGAUGCACUCCAGGAAGAGAUUAAAGACUGGAAACUAUUGGGACUCUAUGUGAUUGGAGAGAAGAGCUCACUUGUUAAUGUACCUACUGAUAUAUACCCCAACUGCACACUCCUGCCUGUGGAGAUAUCCAGUCAUGUUGAUAUUGGUAAUAGUUUCACUAAGCUGAUGCGUGCCUGCUGCCCCAGUGGUGCCUCUUCCUCUACCACGCAUCAGAGCAAGUUCUAUUCACUAGUUGAGGACAGCGACUGGAUAAACCAAUUGAGUUCAUUACUUCAGUUAUCUGGAGCUGUUGCUGAUCUUAUGGACGCACAGGGUUCCUCUGUACUAGUUGGACUAGAGGAUGGUUGGGAUGCUACUGCACAAGUUGUUUCUCUUGCCCAGUUGUUGAUGGAUCCUUAUUACAGAACCAUGAAAGGUUUCUGUGCCCUCAUUGAGAAGGAAUGGCUGGCAUUGGGUCACCCAUUCACUGACAGGAGCUGUCAGAUUCAGAGCUCCAGUGGAGCCAUAUCUCCUGUAUUUCUGCAGUUCCUUGAUUGUGUCCAUCAGGUAUAA